Molecule: messenger RNA, 1506 nt
Organism: Sycon ciliatum
Lineage: Eukaryota; Metazoa; Porifera; Calcarea; Leucosolenida; Sycettidae
Product: MFS-type transporter SLC18B1-like
Exons: 1
Coding region: 1-1506 (501 amino acids)
Biological process (GO): transmembrane transport
Molecular function (GO): transmembrane transporter activity
Source: RefSeq, a predicted model, not a curated record
AUGGCAGAGGUGAAGGAGAGCUGCAACACUGGUGCUGAGAAUACCGGUACGCCCGACCAGAAACCCGUGACGACUGUGAAAGGCGCAGCAGCAGCAGCAGCAACAAGCGUCCACGCAUUGAGCCAAGCGCCUGGUGCGGAUGCAGCUCGGCACACCUCACCGGUUGCGGACUUGCCUCCCGUCCGCCGAGCCCUCAUCGUGGCGUGUCUGUGGCUGACAGUGGCAGGCAGCAGUGUACAGGACGCGUUCGGACCGUUCUUUUUCGGCGCCGCUCUGGACAAGAUUCCGCACUCGGGUGCCGGAUAUCACACCGCAAUUGCUGCAGUAUUCAGCGUCGGCCAUGUUGCAACUUUCUUCGCUCUCCCACUCAUCACUCGCGUACUACGGGACCUCGGCAGCAAACAGCUUGUAGUGAUAGCGUCGUGUGCUAGAGGUGUGACCGUCAUAAUAUUCGCUGUGACCAGUGAUAUUGCUAACUGGAAGGUAUUUCUGGCUUACUGUUACGCAGUUCGGCUCCUCCAAGGGCUCGCGUUCCUGGCCAUCACGAUCCCUGUGAUGGCGUACCUGACGCGAAUGUACCCUGCAAAUCUUGGCUUUGUGAACAGUUGCCUUGUCACCAGCCUAUCCCUGGGACACGCUAUUGGUACGCUACUGUCUGGAGUUCUGUACGACGUGGGUGGAUUCAAGUUACCUUUCAUCGUUACUGGUUCCAUAGGCAUAUUUGCAUCGGUCUGUGUUGGAGUGUUUGUUGUGGAUAUCGACCGGCUGGCAGUCGAACAGCAGCAUGGGCAGCAACUGCAGGGUGAAAAGAGCGCCGAAACAGCCGAGAAGCACGUCGGUCUGUGGCCUGUGCUGCGUGAACCAUGGGCUUUCUUCUUGCUGUUACUGGCCAUCGCUGCUCUGGUCGCUGUGAGCUCCAUGGAGGCAAUUCUGGGACGUUACUUGACGUCACAGUUCGGCGUGAGAGCCACUACAGUGGGCGUGAUUCUAGCAUUUCUGUUCGUGCAGAGUACGGUGCUCGGACCAAUCCUAGGAAAGCUGUUGGACGGCGGCCUGAGGCGCAACACGACACUGAUUGUCGGUCUGGUGUUGCUCGGACAGGGAUGUCUGCUAGUCGGCCCGGCUACAUUCCUGCACCUGCCCACGUCACUGGCCCUGGUGUCCGUCUCCUUGUUGGUAAUAGGCCUGGGAGGUGUGCUCACGAUCAUGACGGUGAAUGUAGCUCUCGUGGAACAUCUGCACCAGAUCGGCAUUGGAAACGCGGUGGAGACACGGGUGGCGGUGGCAAGCCUCGCGCGUGUCGCCCAUUGCACUGGCUUCUUCCUGGGACCAGUGCUGAUGAGCCCACUGGUGGCCGCGCUGGACUUCCAAGCGGCCUUCACUAUCCUGGCGUUUGUGUACUGGGGUCUGGCGGGCCGUGUUCUGGCCGUAAGGGGCUUGAAGCACUAUUGGAGAAGCUCAACGCCUGCGCCAUCCUGUGGUAGCAGUUCUUGGGAAGACGAGUAA